Molecule: messenger RNA, 1687 nt
Organism: Erigeron canadensis
Lineage: Eukaryota; Viridiplantae; Streptophyta; Magnoliopsida; Asterales; Asteraceae
Product: ACT domain-containing protein ACR10-like
Exons: 6
Coding region: 223-1455 (410 amino acids)
Source: RefSeq, a predicted model, not a curated record
GCAAACAAGAUCCUGUGCCACCAUGUGUUUGGUUCCUCCUCUUUUCUUGGCGGAAUCUUUAAGAUUUUGUUGACAGUGAGACCAACCAAAGAUUUUCCCAACAAUAAACAAAACCAACCUUUUUUAUUUAUUUCUUUCUUUGCUCAAAAUCUUAUCUAUUUAUCUAUUUAUGUGAUCAAGAAACACUCUUUCUCAAGAUAGUAAGUAAGGAUAUUAAGGUCAAUGGGAAUUCUUAAUGAUGAUGCAGUUGUGAUUAAAGAAUCGGGAGACAACACUUUAAUCACUGUUAACUGUCCUGAUAAAACAGGCCUUGGCUGUGAUUUGUGUAGAAUUAUUCUUCUCUUUGGUCUUAGUAUUGCUAAAGGAGAUGUAUCGACAGAUGGGAAAUGGUGUUACUUGGUUUUCUGGGUGGUUGGAAAGCAAACAACCAGGUGGGAUUUAUUGAGAGAAAGGCUACUUAAGGUAUGCCCACCGUGCACCCCUGCAAUGUUGGAAAUGUUCUACUUCCUACCAGAGUUUCAGCAGCCAAAGCCACCUAAGGUUUUCCUAUUGAAGUUCUGGUGUACCUUUGAUCGAAAAGGCCUCUUACACGAUGUAACAAAAGUCCUCUGUGAGCUAGAGCUUACAGUUAAGCGAGUAAAAGUAUUUACAGCUCCAGAUGGGACAGUGAUGGACCUUCUGUUUGUCACUGAUACAAGAGAACUUCUUCAUACUAAAAACCGUCAGGAUGAAACGAAGAGUCAAUUGAACGCUAUUUUGGGAGAGAACAUGAUUAGUUUUGAGAUUGAACUGGCAGGCCAUGAGGUGAUUGCUACCCCUCAAGGAUCGGCAUUUUUGCCGCCUGCUAUCACAGAUGACAUGUUGGGUUUGGAAUUCGUCGGUACCCACAUGGACGGUGCACUCAUCUCAGACUGUGUGUCCAUUACAGUCGACAAUGACCUUAGUCCUUCACACACAGUCGUUCAUAUUGUUUGUCAAGAUCAUAAAGGCUUGAUCUAUGAUAUCAUGCGCACCUUAAAAGAUUACAACAUCCAGAUCUCAUAUGGACGAUUCUCUGCAAAACCGAAAGAAAGAUAUGAAGUCGACUUGUUUAUAAUGCAAGCAGAUGGAAGGAAGAUAGUUGACACCGAGAAGCAGAAUAUACUUUGUUCCCGUUUAAGAAUGGAGCUUGUUAGACCUCUACGAGUGGAAGUAACGAGCCGUGGUCCGGACACUGAGUUGUUUGUAGCUAAUCCGGCAGAGUUAGCAGGAAAAGGCCGGCCGCUUGUGUUUUAUGACAUCACACUUGCCAUAACAAGUCUCAACAUACGCAUCUUCUCGGUUGAGAUUGCAAGACACAAGAUUCACGAUAGAGAAUGGGAAGUCUAUCGGCUUCUACUUGAUGAAGGGGAUGUGGCUUUAGUGCCUAGGAGCAAGAUCAAAGAGUGUGUUGUCAAGAACUUAAUGGGAUGGUAAAAAGAGUUGAAGAUUGUACAUUAUUAUAGUUAGUCAUGAAUGAAUCGUUGGCUUUAUAACAUAAUUGUACGAGCCAAUGAUGCAUCCAUUUGUAGACUAUAAUAUACGUAAAUUGUACAGUAGAAGUUAGCAAUGCAUCAAGUGUAGAAAAAUAGAAUAUGCAGGGGAUACAAAUUUAACCCCAGUUGUCCGUGUGUAUAUAUAUAUAUAUAGUUAAGUUAAAGUUAAAAUA